Messenger RNA from Annulohypoxylon maeteangense, 2079 nucleotides. Its product is annotated as glutaminase A. The transcript has 6 exons. The coding region runs from base 1 to 2079 and encodes 692 amino acids. Gene Ontology annotation, biological process: carbohydrate metabolic process. Lineage: Eukaryota; Fungi; Ascomycota; Sordariomycetes; Xylariales; Hypoxylaceae. The record is from RefSeq and is a predicted model, not a curated record.
AUGGGGCUUAGAAGUGUGCUAGUCGCCGGGGUGGCCUUUGGCAGUAGCUUAGUCCAUGCCGCGUCAAGCUUUAGUCCUGCAAGACCACCUGCCAUCCCCUUAGCUGUCAAAGGGCCGUACCUUAACUCGUGGUUACACGUCGGCAGCGAUGGUGGGAACGGAGGUUAUCUUGCUGGCGAAUGGCCAGUAUUCUGGAGCCAGCAGAUUACAGGCUGGGCGGGCUUCAUCCGCGUAGAUGGCAAGGCAUACAACUGGCUGGGUGCUCCGCCCGGUGCAGACUUGGUGGACCAGACUGAAUUCUCUUACACGUCGACACGCAGUUCAUUCGUAAUGAGCGUGGGCGGCAAGGUUGAGAUGAAUAUUACGUUUUUAACGCCUGUAACGCCGAAUGAUUUAAAACGACAAUCUCUAGUCUUCUCUUACCUCGACGUUGCUGUUAGCUCAUUGGACGGCGCCAGCCACGAUGUUCAAUUAUACGCGGACGUCUCAGCAGAAUGGGCCUCCGGUGAUGGAAAUGCCAUCAUAGAGUGGGAUCAUAACUCAGCCGACGGAGUCGCGUACCAUCAAUUUGCCCGUCAGAAUCAGCAAGCUAUUUCCGAGACGAACCAGCAGGCCAACUGGGGUACCUGGUUCUGGUCCACCAAGGACGUCGAAGGUCUCACAUGGCAAAGUGCCGCAGACACCGUUGUGAGAAACGCAUUUAUCAACAAUGGUGUUCUUCCAAACACAAAGGACUCCAAUUACAGAGCGGUAACAGACAAUUGGCCAGUUUUUGGAUUCGCCAAUGAUCUCGGCUCAGUCGGGACCGAUGCUGUCUCGACGUUGUACUCGAUUGGUAUGACCCAGGACGGUGCAAUUAACCUGCUCGGCGAGGGGAGUGACCUCACAACCUACCCUGCCCUGUGGAACAGUUAUUUCGGCUCUGAUAUCGAUGCUAUGACCUUCUUUUACAACGAUUAUGAGGAAUCCGCAAGCAUAGCUACAGACCUGGAUAACCAGGUGGCUUCGGACUCGAUAGCGGCGGCAGGGCAGAAUUACUUAACCUUGACUAGCUUAAGCGUUAGGCAGACCUUCGGCGCUCUACAAUUCACCGGCACGGACUCUGACCCCCUUGUAUUCCUCAAGGAGAUCAGCUCCAACAGCGAUAUCCAGACUGUGGACGUCAUAUUCCCCGCUAUGCCGCUGAUCUUGUACACGAACCCCGCCAUCCUCAACUACAUGCUGAAGCCGCUAUUCCUUAACCAGGAGAACGGUCACUACCCCAACACCAAUGCCAUUCACGAUCUUGGAACCUUCCCCGUUGCUAAGGGCUACACCGAUGGUUCGGACGAGCCCAUGCCGCUCGAGGAAUGCGGUAACAUGAUUAUCAUGGUUUUAGCUUACGCUCAAAAGACAGGCGACAAUGACUACCUUAAGCAGCAUUAUCCUAUCCUGAAGCAAUGGGCUGGUUAUCUAGUUGAUGAGGCGUUGAUUCCCGCAGACCAAAUCUCGACGGACGACUUCGCAGGCUCGUUAGCUAACCAAACGAACUUGGGUUUGAAGGGUAUCAUUGGGCUACGAGCCAUGUCCGAGAUUUCCAGCCUCACAGGUAACACGGAUGAUGCUAGCUCGUACCUCAACACGGCAACAUCUUACAUCUCGCAAUGGCAAGGUUUCGGCCUAAACACGGCGGCUGACCCACCGCAUGCGACUCUAAGCUACGGAGAGGCUGAUUCGCAUGGAUUACUUUACAACUUAUACUCUAACUCGCUACUAAACUUUGGCGAUUUCGUGCCGCAGUCCGUAUACGACAUGCAGUCUAACUUUUACCCGACGGUAGCUCUCGAGUAUGGUAUUCCUCUUGACACGCGCCACACUUACACCAAGACGGACUGGAUGAUGUGGUGCGCGGCCAUCGCGAGCGCAGACACUAGAGAUACAUUCAUAAAGUUAAUCGCAGGCUGGAUCGACAGCACGCCGACCAACAUGGCGUUGACAGAUCUCUACGACGCCUCAUCAGGAAACUACCCAAGCGGGCUUCAGUUCACGGCGCGGCCGGUGGUCGGCGGUCACUUCUCGCUACUAGCGUUGCCAUCGUAA